AUGCCUAAGGAGAAGGCUACCACGCGCAAGGCCGCCAAGGGCGCCGACAAGUCUGUUGGCAAGAAGAAGAAGGACCCCAACAUGCCCAAGCGUGGUCUAUCCGCCUACAUGUUCUUCGCCAAUGACCAGCGCGAGAAGGUCCGUGAGGAGAACCCAGGCAUCAAGUUCGGCGAGGUCGGCAAAGUUCUCGGCGAGAGGUGGAAGGCCUUGAACGAGAAGCAGAAGGCUCCCUAUGACGCCAAAGCUGCCGCCGACAAGAAGCGGUACGAGGAGGAGAAGGCUGCCUACACUGCCGGUGGCGACGAGGAGGAAGACGAGGAGUAG
Molecule: messenger RNA, 324 nt
Organism: Recurvomyces mirabilis
Lineage: Eukaryota; Fungi; Ascomycota; Dothideomycetes; Mycosphaerellales; Teratosphaeriaceae
Gene: NHP6
Product: Non-histone chromosomal protein 6
Exons: 4
Coding region: 1-324 (107 amino acids)
Molecular function (GO): DNA binding, bending
Source: RefSeq, a predicted model, not a curated record